Molecule: messenger RNA, 648 nt
Organism: Gopherus evgoodei (Goodes thornscrub tortoise)
Lineage: Eukaryota; Metazoa; Chordata; Testudines; Testudinidae
Gene: NEUROG1
Product: neurogenin 1
Exons: 1
Coding region: 1-648 (215 amino acids)
Molecular function (GO): protein dimerization activity
Source: RefSeq, a predicted model, not a curated record
AUGCCCUCCGCCCCGGAGACCCGCUACUGCGCCGCGGAGAACAGCGGCGACGUGUCCUCCUGUCUGGACAGCAGCCUGCGAACCCAGGCCGAGCCCUCCCCGGGGCCGAGCCGGGAGGAGGAGCCGGGGCGCAAGCGGCGCCGGGGCCGCUGCCGGGCGCGGAACGAGGCUACCCUGCACACGCUGCGGAAGAGCCGGCGGGUGAAGGCGAACGACCGGGAGCGGAACCGCAUGCACAACCUCAACGCGGCGCUGGACGAGCUGCGCGGCGUCCUGCCCACCUUCCCCGAGGACACCAAGCUGACCAAGAUCGAGACGCUGCGCUUCGCCUACAACUACAUCUGGGCCCUCUCCGAAACCCUGCGCCUGGCCGACCACAAAGCGCCGCCGCCGCCGCGGGACCGGCUGCUGCGGCCCGGCUACCUGAGCCCCGCCGCCCCGCCCAGCCCCGGCAGCGAUGCGGGCUCCUGGCUCUCCACCGCCUCCUCCCUGUCCGCCUGCACGUCCAACCCCAGCAGCCCGGCCACCUCCGAGGACUACGGCUACGCGCCCCCCGAGCCCCUCUUCGCCUGCCACGGCCUCCCCGGGGAGCUGCUGCGGAGCGGCUCCUGCUGCGCCGGGUACCCCCAGGCGGACGCUGCUGUGUGA